CCAACUGUAGACAAAAUGGAGCGCAAAGACAAUCAGUCUCCUCGAGAUGAAACCGCUCGGAUUCUGGUCGAGUUCCUGGAGGUGGCAAUCACUUCAAUCGUUUUCCUCAAAGGAAUCUACCCUCCUGGUACUUUUGAGAGAAGGAAGUAUAUGAACUUGGUGGUUCAUAGAGCUCGGCACCCUGAGCUGAGGGAUUAUAUCCAUUCUGCUGUCUAUGGACUUCUUCCUUUUAUCAAAAAGGGUCUGGUGGAGAGAGUAGCAGUUAUUUUCUUCAACAGUGACAACAACCCUAUAGAAAGAUUUAUGUUUAAGCUCGCCGUGGAUCAGUCUUGUGGCUCAAACAUUGGAGAAGCUGACCUGGAGUUCUCACUUAGGUCAUUCUUUAUCAAGCUUCCUGUCAUAGAAUCCGUUACUAGGGUUCUUCCCCAGGAUUGCAGGUGGGAGAUAACGGCGUAUUUUCAAUCCCUUCCUGAGGAAAGCUCAAGUAAAAAUGAAGAGUUGUGGAUUCCAACAGACACGAAGCAGUGGCAGCAACCUCCUCUAAUAACCCCUAUUAAGUCAAUGAGUAGUCAACCUCUCGCGGUGCAAUUGUAUUUAGAACAUCCAAGUAUAUCAGAACCAAAGCCUUGAAUGAAGACUACAACUUUUCAAGGACUCCAGGUAACAAUUGCAACAGCCAUUCUGCCCUCCAUGCUACAUUUAACUAUACCAUGUGACAGAAGAGUGAGUUGUAUAAACCUGGUAUGGCUGCCCUUCUUGCUGAUUGUAUGUCCUGUUCCAAUGGAUUCUUUGAAUCUAAAUUGGAUUUGACGAAUGAUUUGAAGAAGUCACUGAUUCAAAGUACCCAGACUAUUUCAGUUAAAUGUCAAUGAAAGAGCUUAUUAUCGAAAGGAACAAUUGGCUACUGAUAGAGUUUGUGGCCUCUCACAGUGGGAAAGAAGUUGAGAAUUCCAAGAGAGGGUAGCAUUGUAUAUGUUUUAGACUUUUAGCUGCGUAUGAUAGAUCAAAGUUGAUGAUCAAAUGUGCCCUUCUGUUAUUUAAUGAUAAAUUUUCGGUACUUGGAGGUGAACAUAUCAACUCAUGUAAUUUGGUAACUUUUAUAAAUUAUAAUGUU
Molecule: messenger RNA, 1114 nt
Organism: Argentina anserina (silverweed cinquefoil)
Lineage: Eukaryota; Viridiplantae; Streptophyta; Magnoliopsida; Rosales; Rosaceae
Product: DNA polymerase zeta processivity subunit
Exons: 6
Coding region: 16-630 (204 amino acids)
Cellular component (GO): zeta DNA polymerase complex
Source: RefSeq, a predicted model, not a curated record